GACACAGGCCACGUGGGCAUGGGGUCGAUCAUGUAGCUGUGUGCAUCAACUUGUAAUACCAGAACGGCGGCGACCGCCAAAGCAGCGAACGAGCAGGAAACCAUCGUCACAGGCAACGCAAAACGGAAAAUGAAGUGGUCACGGUCGGCGGUAGCAUUAAGCAGUUUGCUGGUUUAAGGAAAGGUGCGACGGGUGACUGGGUGGCGUUGUGCUGUCUGGACAGGAGGAAUGAUACCUGAAGAAGACAUUGGACACCCGACUGGGUGGGCAUUGGGUAGAGGACUACAUCUAGUCACCUGCGACUCUAUUGAAAAGCUCGUCUUCUGGUGAAACAGCUGCAACUUGCACAGUGUGCCGGGGUCCCACCGAUGCUGUGACUAUCGAAAUGGGUUCCGGUAGUCGCACCCGGGACUGCCGCUCAACGUGGCCCCCGGUGCUGAUGAGAUUGGGAGCACGAUCUCGUGAUCUUCACCCUACUGGCAGACUGCCGGAUAGUGUUGGUCAGUUCUACUUGUACGACGUCGAAGACACAUUAGCGAAUCAGCGAGAGAUAUUGGACACCGAUGUGAGGCGCAGUAGCAGAGUUGAGAUGACAGUGUUCGACUUGACGACAUCGGGGUCACGACAACCAAGAUUCUACAGGUGGUGGCCACCGUGGCCACCUUGCUACGGUAUGCAACGUGCAGUGCGUAUCAAUAGCAUCCAGAAGUUGCAUGAGGGCGUUCGCGGACAGCAGACGACGGAUGCCAUCACGACAGCUCCUGCGUUAGCGGGUCGAAGUGGGACGCGGAUUAACCGUGUGCUCGCCUACGAAAUACUACACUCUUAGUCGUGC
Phytophthora nicotianae INRA-310 is the source of this 835-nucleotide messenger RNA. RefSeq lists its product as hypothetical. The coding region runs from base 386 to 829 and encodes 147 amino acids. NCBI's taxonomy places the organism in Eukaryota, Oomycota, Peronosporomycetes, Peronosporales, Peronosporaceae. The transcript has a single exon. The record is from RefSeq and is a predicted model, not a curated record.